AUGUUCUUAGCAACCGAUUCGUCGCUCUACCAAGAUUCAAGUCCUGAAUUUGAAGAGCCAACAAUAAUUGGAGAAAUGUUUGUUGAUAAAAACCGGGACAUAAUGCUUGGUAGAUCUCGAUUGAGAUAUCUGUAUGAGGGCAUUAUUGGGAAAAGAUGUAUGCUAGACUUAAAUCGUGGAUUCGAACGAUUUCAAAGCUAUAACCAACUUAAUGAAGAAAAAUUGGAUGUGAUGUUAAAGUGGAUUUUGAAACAUAGCGAACCCGGCACCUCUCUUGCAAAAGUAUGUCACGAUGCAGACUUCGUUUCCAACCGUGGGUGUUUAUCGAGAUUAGCUGCUACACCUUACGAAACUCAAGACGACUGGCAGUUAUGUUUUGUCCGUUUCAAAUCUGUCAUUUUCGUAUGUGAAUUUUCGACUGAUCGAAAAGUUCGACGAAUUCAGUCUGCUUCUCAUCGUGAAAGAUUGAUGACUUUUUGGGGACAUAAGUUUGAGCAGUACGUCACUCAUCAGUUCUUAACGGAUAAGCCUAAAACGGAUGAACCAGUAUCGAACUUGGAAGAGUUUCGUAUUGUUGUUAAAACACGCAUUAAGAAGCGAGAAAGAUUUCGUCUGUUAUAUUCUGCUGAAACAGAUUGCACCAAUGCAGAUGGAAACUAUGUAGAAUUGAAAACGUCGUUUGACAACUUUGGAGGAACUUUUCGUGAACACAAAUCGAGGAAGUGGUGGAUACAGUCGUUUCUUGCAGGCAUAAAAAAUAUAGUUACCGGUUUUAGGGACAGGAACGGUUUUGUCACGCAUGUAGGGCUAGUAAAUGUGUCCGAUUUGCCAUAUAAUGCUCCAUGGAGUUCGAAUGUUAUUUUGAACUUUUUCUACGCAGCACUUGAUCGAAUGAAGGAAUUGCUAAGUACUUCUCCGGAUCUUACAUAUUAUUUGUUAAUAUUUGACCCCUCAGAACGAUCUGUAACAUAUGAGGUUUGCAAGCCAGACAGUGAAUUUAAUUUUUUGCCUGACUGGUUCGUAAGCCACUUUGAUAAAUAA
Messenger RNA from Thelazia callipaeda (thelaziosis nematode), 1041 nucleotides. NCBI's taxonomy places the organism in Eukaryota, Metazoa, Nematoda, Chromadorea, Rhabditida, Thelaziidae. The record is from the annotation of a GenBank genome assembly.